AGAGAGAGAGAGAGAGAGACUUCGUUUUUGACAGAACAAUUCCUGUAAAAUCGUGUUUCGGCAUAAGGAAGCAGAAGAGAUGUCGGAUGUCGUGGAUGACGACAAACGAAGCGAAGCUUCCCCGAGACCGUCUCAGUUGACUCCCUUCAGCAUCGCCGACAUCCUCAGCAGAAGAACCUCUUGCACGGAGCGACGACCCUCCGAGUCGGAGGAAACGCAAAGCGUAGCGUCGUACGCGAAAAGACCUCAGCAACGCGACUACGAGUGUUUGGAGAACGACCACAGGGAAGGUCAGUUGGAGGAUCGCAAUCAGAUGGCCAGAUUCUCCAGGCUACCAUCGCCGGAUCUCAACGUGGCUCGCGAGCUAGACAUACUGACGAGGAAUCUGGUCCACGCGAAUAUUUCCAACUUUGGGACUAUUCCGCACUUGGCACAGGGAGGAACGUUCAAGCAUCUCGAAAACUUGAGCAACAUGGGUGGUUAUCAACCGGUGAAGGACUCGAGGGAUUCCUCGCAGAGGCAGCAAGACGAGGCGUUGGAUAUGAGCAAGAACAAAUACUUGGAGGACGGGGAGGAGGACAUGUUCGAGGCGCAGAAUCACGGGCAGAAUCUUCAGAGCAGGAAGAAACGGAGCAGAGCGGCCUUCUCUCACGCGCAGGUUUACGAAUUGGAGAGAAGAUUCGCAGCACAGAAAUACUUGUCGGGCCCUGAACGGGCGGAUCUUGCUCGAGGACUGAAGCUGACCGAAACUCAAGUGAAGAUUUGGUUCCAAAACAGACGGUACAAGACCAAAAGACGACAGCAGCAGGAGCUAGGCGCGCUGGUUAAUUCCGGAAACGCGAGACGCGUGGCGGUGCGAGUUCUCGUGCACCCGGACGAGCAUCUGAGGGGAUUGCCACUUCGUGGUUCCGGGCAACUUCCUGGGCAAAUGUCAGCCCCGCAAAUUCAUCCGGCGAACAAAGCGCUCGGCGGUUUCCCAUACUAUUGCCUCCCCUAUCAUCCCCUGCUCUGUCCGCCCCUUCACUCCACUCAUAUUCAGGUGCAAAACACGAUCGCGCCGGACCUCGAUCCCAGCCAGCUGGCGAAACUCAACGACGAGAAGUAAAGCGACAUUUUCACGCCCGUUUCAAACGGGCAUCGAAAAUGAAAGUGGCCAUCGGUCGGUUGAUUUUGGCCAGCUUCGAAUUACCACGCACGGCGGGGCAGGCGGGCGGUUUGUUCAACGUUCACCUGUGUGUACACCUAUCGCGUUUAUUGUUGCGAUCGAAAUCGAAAUUCCGCGGGCAAUCAUUUGCAUCGCUGCCAAGCCAGUCUGCUUAACCCCCUUGUAAACACGAUGUAAUUUAAAAGUUAUCAACGACUUUAGAUACGAUCGGAAAUGAAAUUUUUGUUUGGUUGUCUGCGUAUCAUCGUACGAAUAUUGAUUUACUUAUCUUCUUAGAAAUAUGUCGAAUGAAUUAUAUUUCACGAUUGACGGAUUUUAAAUUCGAGUCAAAUUCGAGCCACAGUUGACUAAUUAAUGUUAAUUAAUAUUCUUACGGUUACAGAGGAUUAAAACGAUCGAU
Heterotrigona itama is the source of this 1565-nucleotide messenger RNA. The record is from the annotation of a GenBank genome assembly. Lineage: Eukaryota; Metazoa; Arthropoda; Insecta; Hymenoptera; Apidae.